AUGGCCUCGGAACGUGAGAGGAUCAACAGAAUUUUGGAGGGUUUCGACCCAAUUGCUCAUGGCCUUGCAGAGGAUUUUAUUCUCACGAAAUUGACUGCUAUGAAGGGAUGUGGAUGUAAAGUUCCGCGAGCGAUUCUUCUGGACCUUUUGAAGACUUUCGGAUCUGACGUUGUUAUCGACAGUGACGGUGUUGGUAUUGGGCUUGAUAGCUGCGUCGUACCACUUCGACAUAAGGGCUUGAAUCUUGUUCAAACAACCGACUUUUUCUACCCCUUGGUUGACGACCCGUACCUCAUGGGCAGAGUGACAUGCGCUAAUGUGCUGAGUGACCUGUAUGCCAUGGGUAUCGUCGACUGUGAUAAUAUGCUCAUGUUGCUGGGAGUUGCUGUUGAGCUUAGCGAGAAGGAAGCGCGAUAUAAUCGUCUCUAUGUUCAUAAAAGGAUUCAAGGUGAUACCGCUGACUCCGCUGAAACCAAGGUUCGUGGUGGGCAAACCGUUCGCUGUCCUUGGCUUCUUCUUGGAGGUGUUGCAAGUAGUGUGGCUGCUGAUGAAGAAAUUAUCAGAGUUGACCAAGCUAAGCCUGGAGAUGUUUUAAUACUUACGAAACCGAUUGGUGGUCAGGUUGCUGUCAACUCUUACGAAUGGCUGAAAAAGAAGAACGGACGAGUUGAAGAGUUAGGUCUCGAUGAAAGCAAAAUCGUUCGAAAUGCUGCAAGAAUGCUCCAUAAGUAUCAUGCUCAUGCCUCCACUGAUGUGACUGGGUUUGGACUCCUUGGCCAUGCGGACAAUCUUUCGCGUGCUCAACAGGCAAACGUUCGUUUUGUCAUCGAUACGCUGCCGAUAAUUGAAUACAUGGACGAGAUCGCAUUGAAAAUGCCAAAUCGAAACGGUUUCAAUCUAUUUGGAGGAACAUCUGCAGAGACAAGUGGAGGUCUGCUCGUAGCUGUAAGCCCUGAAAACGCUGAGCCCUUUAUCCGUGACAUGGAGUCGCUCGAUGGUUUCCCAGCCUGGAUAGUUGGCCAUGUCGAAGCAUUAAGCGGAGAACAGAACCACGCUAUCAUCAGCGAAAACUACAAAGUGAUAUCCGUGCCAUCGAAAAUCCACGGCUGA
Molecule: messenger RNA, 1110 nt
Organism: Cooperia oncophora
Lineage: Eukaryota; Metazoa; Nematoda; Chromadorea; Rhabditida; Trichostrongylidae
Source: the annotation of a GenBank genome assembly